This is a messenger RNA of Arachis duranensis, 420 nucleotides long. RefSeq lists its product as uncharacterized. The record is from RefSeq and is a predicted model, not a curated record. The transcript has a single exon. The coding region runs from base 1 to 420 and encodes 139 amino acids. NCBI's taxonomy places the organism in Eukaryota, Viridiplantae, Streptophyta, Magnoliopsida, Fabales, Fabaceae.
AUGAAGGACAUCCUAAGUCACAAGAAGGACUGGAGGGAAGUAGAAACAGUCCUCCUCACCGAAGAAUACAGUGUAGUCAUCCAAAGGAACCUUCCAGAAAAACUACAAGACCCUGGAAGCUUUGUAAUACCAUGCAACCUUGGAGAUGCCAAGCCAAAGAGGGCUCUAUGUGAUUUGGAGACAAGUAUCAACUUAAUACCAGUCUCACUGAUAAAGAAACUCGACCUACACCAAGAAAUCAAGCCCACCCGCAUAAGCCUUCAGUUAGCUGACAGCUCAGCUAAGAUUCCAUCAAGAGUAAUUGAAGACAUAAUAGUAAGGGUUAGACCCUUUGCAUUCCCUACAAACUUUGUAGUCUUAGAGAUGGAAGAACAUCAUCCUAGGGAGAUUUUUCCUGGCCACAUGAAGGACCCUCAUUGA